Molecule: messenger RNA, 1003 nt
Organism: Vitis riparia (riverbank grape)
Lineage: Eukaryota; Viridiplantae; Streptophyta; Magnoliopsida; Vitales; Vitaceae
Product: ER membrane protein complex subunit 7 homolog
Exons: 7
Coding region: 48-680 (210 amino acids)
Cellular component (GO): EMC complex
Molecular function (GO): carbohydrate binding
Source: RefSeq, a predicted model, not a curated record
CCAACUAGUCCCACUGAGCACCCAAGAAUCCAAGAUCUUCUGCUUCAAUGGCGUCUACUCUGAGAUCGAGUCCGAUCCCUCUCAUACUUUUCUUACAGUUAUGCUUUUCGUUUCUCUCAACUACGCUCGCCAUCUCAUCUGGGAGUAGUGACGGCUACACGAUUAACGGUCGGGUCAAGAUUGAAAGUACUGGAGUGAAAGGAUUUGGUCUUCCUGGAAAAACAUCAAAUGUCAAAGUCAUACUUAAUGGUGGCCAAUGGGUUACUUUUCUUAGGCCUGAUGGUUACUUCUCAUUCCAUAAUGUGUCAGCAGGGACUCAUAUGAUUGAAGUGGCUGCAAUUGGCUAUUUCUUUUCUCCGGUUCGAGUUGAUGUCAGUGCCAGAAAUCCUGGCAAGAUUCAAGCAGCACUAACAGAGAACAGGAAAGGUCUGACUGAGUUGGUUUUAGAGCCAUUAAGAGAUGAACAGUAUUAUGAGAUAAGGGAACCCUUCUCUAUAAUGUCUGUUGUGAAAAGCCCUAUGGGUCUAAUGAUGGGAUUCAUGCUGAUCGUCAUGUUUCUAAUGCCUAAACUUGUGGAGAACAUGGAUCCCGAAGAAAUGAGGCGGGCACAAGAGGAAAUGAGAAACCAGGGGGUUCCCUCUCUUUCAAGUUUGUUACCUGGAGCUGGCAGGGCCAAUUAGAGAUUUUACAUUUGCAACUGUGACCCCAAUAUUCAAAUGGGGCACUACAUCAGUCAUUCAAGAACCGAAUUGCUGGACAAUGUUCUCACAGGACAAAGCAUCUUGGUUUGGCUGGAAAGUUUUUAUUUUCCCUUUGGGAUAAUCUAUAGGGAUUAACUACUUUUCAAAGCUAAUCAUCUGUGAACAUCACAAGUUCCUUUUGUUUUCUGUUUGAAAUUCAAAAUAUUUAAGAGGCAUUUUUUUGUGUGUGUUGUAGCCUUAGGCCACAAUUUAUAUGCUUCGUAAAAUUCGAUCAUGAUCUAGUGUUGUUUGUUUAAAGAAGA